UUACUUUUUUAUAGGGACCCAGAACAAUGGAAACCAUUAAUUGAUGAUAGAAGUUUUUUAGCGUGGUUGGUAAAAGUCCCACAAGAACAAGAUCAGUUGAGAGCUCGUCAAGUUACUGCUCAACAAAUAAAUAAAUUGGAAGAAUUAUGGAAGGAUAAUGUUGAUGCAACUUUUCAAGAUUUAGAAAAACCAGGAGUUGAUGAAGAACCUCAGCAAGUUCUCCUGAGAUAUGAAGAUGGAUACCAGUAUCAAAAUAUAUUUGGACCACUUGUUAAAAUGGAAGCUGACUAUGAUAAAAAGUUAAAGGAAUCACAAACACAGGAUAAUAUUGAAGUGCGGUGGGACAUUGGUCUGAAUAAGAAAAUUAUUGCUUAUUUCACUAUUGCAAAAUCUGAUACAGAAAUGAGACUUAUGCAUGGAGAUGAAUUAAGAUUGCGCUAUCUUGGUGAAUUGCAGAAGCCUUGGUCAGGAGUGGGUCAUGUCAUCAAAAUACCAGAUAACUACAGCGAAGAAGUUGGUAUUGAAAUGAAAACAAAUCUUGGUGUCCCUACUGAAUGUACUUCAAAUUUUGUUGUUGAUUUUGUUUGGAAGUCUACCUCAUUUGAUAGGAUGCAAGCUGCAUUACGUAAAUUUGCUGUAGAUGAAUCUUCUGUUUCUCCCUAUAUAUAUCAUAAAUUAUUAGGACAUGAAGUAGAAGAUGUUGUUUUGAGAUAUCAAUUACCAAAACAUUUUUCAGCACCUAAUCUUCCUGAAUUAAAUAGAUCCCAAGUUUAUGCAGUAAAACAUGCUUUACAAAGACCAUUAUCUCUUAUUCAGGGCCCACCUGGAACUGGAAAAACAGUAACUUCUGCUACUAUAGUGUAUCAUUUAGCUCGUCAAAGUAAUGGGCCUGUUCUUGUUUGUGCACCUAGUAACAUUGCAGUUGAUCAAUUAACCGAAAAAAUCCAUCGUACUGGAUUAAAGGUGGUUCGACUUUGUGCAAAAAGCCGUGAAGCAAUUAGUUCACCUGUUUCAUUUCUAGCUCUUCACAAUCAAAUCAGGAAUAUGGAAGGUCAUUCGGAGUUGAACAAACUGCAACAGUUGAAAGAUGAAACAGGUGAAUUAUCAUCAGCAGAUGAGAAGCGUUAUAGAAUGCUUAAAAAAGCUCAUGAGAAGGAAUUAUUAGAGGCUGCAGAUGUCAUUUGUUGUACUUGUGUUGGUGCUGGUGAUCCACGAUUAGCACGAUUCAAAUUUCAUUCUAUUUUGAUUGAUGAAAGUAUGCAAGCUACUGAACCAGAGUGUAUGGUACCAGUAGUAUUAGGUGCAAAACAGUUAAUUCUUGUUGGAGAUCAUUGUCAAUUAGGACCAGUUGUGAUGUGCAAGAAAGCUGCACGAGCUGGUUUGUCUCAGUCAUUAUUUGAAAGAUUAGUAGUUCUUGGAAUACGUCCAUUUCGUUUGGAAGUACAGUAUCGUAUGCAUCCACAACUUAGCAAAUUUCCUUCCAACUUCUUUUAUGAAGGAUCAUUACAAAAUGGUGUUUAUGCUGAUGAAAGAAUGAUGAAAGGUGUAGAUUUUCCAUGGCCUCAACCUGACAAACCAAUGUUUUUCUAUGCUUGUCAAGGACAAGAAGAAAUAGCAGGAUCAGGUACAUCUUACCUAAAUAGGACAGAAGCUGCAUUGGUUGAAAAAAUAACAACAAGAUUUUUGAAGUGCAGUGUAAAACCUGAGCAGAUAGGAAUUAUAACACCCUAUGAAGGACAAAGAGCUUACCUUGUUCAAUAUAUGCAGUAUAAUGGAUCACUUCAUGCAAAAUUAUAUCAAGAAAUUGAAGUAGCAAGCGUUGAUGCUUUUCAAGGAAGAGAGAAAGAUCUUAUUAUAAUGUCUUGUGUACGAUCUAAUGAACAUCAAGGAAUUGGUUUUCUGAAUGAUCCUAGGCGUUUAAAUGUUGCUCUUACAAGAGCAAGGUAUAUUAUAAUUUUGUUCUUUUAUUUUGAAUUUUUUCAGCAACCUUUAUGGAAUCAUUUAUUAAACUUCUAUAAAGAAAACAAAGUUCUUGUAGAAGGUCCCUUGAAUCAUUUAAAAGAAAGUAUGAUCCAAUUUAGUAAACCUAGAAAAUUGAUUAAUACAAUAAAUCCGGGUGGUCAUUUUAUGCACACAACAAUGUAUGAUGCAAGAGAAGCUAUGAUUCCUGGAAGUGUAUAUGAUCGUUCAUCACAUUUAAAUGGUCCAGUCGCAUACAAUCGAACUCACGAUCAGAUCUCGUAUAUAAGCCCAGAGAGAGCACAAGCUGCUAUGGCUAAUAUUCCAGUUCCGUUUGGAAUAUUUAUGAAUAUGGCUCAUAUUCCACCAAGAUUUUAUAAUCAACAUCAACAGGCAUUACAAGCCCAUCAAAACCAACGUAAUCGUACUGGAAAUCGAAGGGGCGGAACAAAACAAAUGCCUGGUCGCAGAACAAUGCAAGAUCGUAUGAAUCCAAAUCUAUCUCAGUCUGGUUACAAUAGUCAAGCAAGUCAGGAUGUCAUGUUUUCUCAAGGACCAUUAACUCAAGGACAACUAACUAUGAGUCAGAUGAGUCAGCCAGCUUUUCCCGGUCUUUCUCAACCAGGUUUAUCACAGCCUGAACUCUCUCAGGAUACGUACUUGGUUGACGAAUUCCGUUCUCAGACGGAAGGUAUGCUUUCUCAAGAUUCAACAUACCAAGGAGAUCGGGCAUUUUUCCAUGCCUCACAAGGUGGUCAGUUUUCCCAGCCUUAUUGAGCCAAAGGGGAGAAAGCGGCAGUGGCAGAUGCCUGCUGGUUGUUCCAGAGAGCAGCAAUGAAGCUCACAGAUAUCACAGGAGAAGAGAAGCUGAGGAAUAACAAGCUACACAGAAUCAGAGGUAGAGGAGGGCAUACAUAAGUGGCCGUUUGAUGACAGCCACCCAGGCCUACCUGCCAGUCAUCUAGGGGCAUUGUUAAGCUUGGCAUUAGCAUUUGCCUCAUCAGAGCUACGAAUGAGCACUCGAUGCACUUCCUGUGUCUCCAAACCGAUGCAAUGCAUGUGAGGGAAAUAUACCCCAAUCUGCAAUGUUUCUGCUCUGGCCUGUCUGUGGCAGUCUGGAAUGUUGGCAAAAAAAAAAUAAAAAAAAAAUUAUUAUGUAUAAUAUAAUAAACCA
Molecule: messenger RNA, 3133 nt
Organism: Centruroides sculpturatus (bark scorpion)
Lineage: Eukaryota; Metazoa; Arthropoda; Arachnida; Scorpiones; Buthidae
Gene: Upf1
Product: regulator of nonsense transcripts 1-like
Exons: 20
Biological process (GO): nuclear-transcribed mRNA catabolic process, nonsense-mediated decay
Cellular component (GO): cytoplasm
Molecular function (GO): RNA binding; ATP binding; DNA binding
Source: RefSeq, a predicted model, not a curated record